This is a messenger RNA of Suillus paluster, 1560 nucleotides long. RefSeq lists its product as uncharacterized. Lineage: Eukaryota; Fungi; Basidiomycota; Agaricomycetes; Boletales; Suillaceae. Bases 1 to 1560 code for a protein of 519 amino acids. The transcript is spliced from 9 exons. The record is from RefSeq and is a predicted model, not a curated record.
AUGGGCUCAGCCUACGGCUACAUCCCGGCGCAGCCUUCCAACGACACGAGCCAGGUCAAUGGUAAUGCAUCGAGGUUGGAUCUUCAGUGGUACCCGAACGAUUCGGAUUGGGAGUACGUGUCCUACCAGCUUGUGGGUGCAGAUAGCAACGGUACUACAAAGGGGGCAUUUGUACGCUUCACGGAGAGUUUAGCAAAGAACGAGACAAGUAGCACCCCUUGGAUAGCUCUGGUAGCAUGCGAUGCUAAUGCGACGAACUACUCUGAACAGGUUGACAUAUUUACGAUGGCGAGCAGCGCGGGUGCUCAAUCUGCUCUUCUGUAUUCUCUUUAUUCCGAAACUUGCGCCAUCAAUCCAGAGUAUGCUGAUCCCGCUAAAUUUGACCAAGUCUUCGAUAUAUUCGUAACUCAGUCAAAAUCGGUCUCGAGGAUCAUAUACGAUUUUGGGCAAAGUGGACCCACUAAUACGUCCCUUUACGGGGACUUUGAUGCAGCCACCUUGAACGCAUCCGAAGCAAUUAUCAGCCAGUCUAUAGUCUUAGGCUAUCCCACCGCUCCUGGCUAUCUGCUUGCAACUUUGCAGGCGUGGAAUGCGACAGGAAGUAACUCUACGGGACCCAGUAUCAACAAUGGCUCCACUAGUCCGUCUACGGAUCAGGGUGGUAACAAAGGGACAGAUUUAGCUAUGAUCAUCCUGUAUGCUAUCACCGGCUGUGUUUCAGCAUUGUUUUGCGUCGUCAUAGUCUCAGGGGCAAUUAGGGCAAUACGCCAUCCCGAGAGGUAUGGCCCCCGAACUGCCCGUGGCGGAAGUCAAAGUCGAGCCAGAGGCCUUGGACGAGCCAUUUUGGACACGUUCCCGAUUGUGAAGUUUGGCACCGUGUCAAAUGAUCAGGAUGAUCCCACUUAUAGGCCCAAGGACGUCGAAUCACCUCCGGUGGAUGUUGAUACAACACUGCAACAGUCAGGUGAUGCAGUGGAGAUGGGCACUAUCUCCAGGCAAGCAGUACAGCAACCAUUACAACCAGUGGGAGAGACUAGCAACAGGCGCAUUCCUACUGCUGGUGCUACAGAAGAUGUGCAUAGUCGGGAGGGUGCACGAGCUGUACCUCGGUUGACAACUCCACGACAGCCUGCUACUUCCGAAAGGUCACCAGCUUCACCACGAGAUGCCGAUCCGCUGAUGCCAGAGGCAAUCGGGCGUGAGACAUGUCCCAUCUGCAUUGUUGACUUCGAGGAGGGGGAUGAGCUAAGGGUAUUGCCUUGCGAGGGCAAACAUAGUUUCCACCAGACGUGCGUUGAUCCAUGGCUUCUAGAGCUCUCGGGUUCUUGCCCAUUAUGUCGACAAGACUUUCACGCUCUUGAGACAAUGUUGUCAGGAGACGCGGGCGAUCGUGGUACCCAUCAUGAGUCUCCUCCCAACCGACGUAUCAGCCAAGCGCCCUCAAUUCAACAAAACCGCUUUUCUCGCUAUUUACGAUUUGCACGGCGGCGGCACCGUGAGCUUGGAGAACGUGAUGAUGAUACUACGGACCCGUCUUUGGCUACGAACCAUUCGCUAUGA